AUGUUCUGCGAGCGCUUUCUUCCCCUCUACGUGGGAAGCCGGAAGCCACCACAUAUGUAUUGCAACGACGGGAAAUGCGUGGGAAUUCGUCAGCGGACGAUAAUGCAGUGGUCGGUGAUAUUUCUCGUACUCUGCAGUUGGGUCACAGUCCUUGCGACUGGGGCGAGAGAGUCUGCAGCUUCGGAGGCAAGAGCGAAAGAGACACCAGCAUCAGCUCCAUCGACCGGAACUGCAGUGCUGGCCCACGAUACGCUGACAUCAAACAUUGCUGCGGAUCAAGAUGAUAUAGAUAAAUCUUACUACUCCACCACACCCACGGAUGCGCGCGUUUCCGAGGUGCCAGACGUCGGGACCGGCGAGUCGCCCUUGGACGCCGACGAAGCUCCCAAUCCAAAGAAAGUUGCCUCGCAGAUUCGGUUUCUCCGAGGAGCAAGAAAAACUAGCAGACGUGUCGUACUUAGCUACGCUCUGUCCGGUUGCCCACCUGAAAAACUGGAAGUGGGCCGGGCUCCUGAGCGUCAGCCGUCUCUGUAUGGGCAAGAAGCCAGCAAUCGUACGGUUAACCUCCUGAAGGAUAGGAUAUCGUCGCUACUGCAUGCAAAACAGACAAGAAAAGAGGUUGAAUCUGUUCAUUCAAAACCCCGUGAGGAGAUCCUCGGUUAUGGACAGGAUCAUCAUGUCAGUUUGAGGGUCACAGUCGAGAUGGAGACUCGAUAUUUAUCUUCUCUGCAGAUGGAAGUGAUUAAGACCAUACCAGAAGGAGUCACGGAUGAUGAGGUCAUAUCAAUCGCCCGCGAUCUACCAUGCGUCGAGAAGGCAUACCAUGACUCUUUGAAGUUUUCUGAACAGUAUUUGCGGCGCCCGGGUGCUGCCAACUCUGACAAGAGCACUGUAGAGGCGGAAGGGGUACCGUUUCUUCAUCAGCUGCAUACGACGGGGUCUGGUGUUCAUUCCCUCGACUCCCUGGGUGUGCGCGUUAUGAAAGCGUUCGAAACUGGGGGCAGUGCGCCAGCUGAUGACUCUGAUGUCCAGGUUCCUCCGAAUGAUCCAAGUUUCCGUCUCCAGUGGAACCUUCAGGAUAAGGCAGAGUUUGGUCUGCACACUGAGGGAGCCUGGCGGCUGUGGACAGGAGAAAAGCGCCCAAUGGUCAUUGCCGUGAUUGAUAGUGGCUGUGACCUUGAUCAUCCCGACCUUCGGGCAAACAAGUGGCAGAAUCCUGGUGAAAUCUGCGACGACAAUAUUGAUAACGAUGGAAACGGUUUCGUUGAUGACUGCCAUGGGUGGGAUUUUGCAUCGGAUCGUCCUGACAUCCGCUCAGAUGCCACUGGUCAUGGAACAGGAGCUGCAGGGGUCCUCGGUGCGACGACGAACAACUUGAUAGGCCUGGCUGGAGUGUGCUGGGGUUGCGAGAUCAUGUGUCUCAAAUUCAUUGGUGGUGGCCAGGGAACAGUUAGCAAUCAAGUCCAAGCUAUUGAUUACGCUGUGCGAAUGGGAGCGUGGAUCAGUAAUAACUCCUACGGCGGCUACGGGUAUUCGAACCUCGAGUUCGACGCUAUCCGGCGAGCACAGACCGCAGGACACCUGUUUGUCACUUCUGCAGGCAACCACAAUCUGAAUACGGAUCUGCCGCAGAACGACCAUACUCCUUCGAGUUAUGGCCUCUCGAACAUCUUGAGUGUCGGCGCAUCGACGCACUUCGGCAGAAAAGCAGCCUUUUCCAACUAUGGGCUGACAACGGUUCACAUUUUUGCUCCUGGAGCAGAUAUUCACACGACGGAAGGACUAUCAGGGUACUCAAAAGUCAGUGGGACCUCCUUCGCCUGUCCGCAUGCUGCUGGGGUGGCUGGCUUGGUGUGGUCAGCGUUUCCCAAUCUAACUUAUCGUCAAGUCAAACAGGCCCUUAUAGAUGGCUGCAAGGCAAGUGUGCAUCUUACGUCACUUGCUGAAUGCGGAGGAAUCCUUGAUGCCCACAAAUCUUUGUACAUUGCCGUUGCUCCAAUACCCGCCGGAUCUACAACGCAAGAAGGGGUCCAUCAGCAAGCUGAUCUCGAAACGGUAUCCAGGGGAUCCCUACUGCCUGAUGUGGCUAGAGGCAUUGUGUCUUCUUUAUCGGGCCAGCCACCCUUUAUUUCAGUUCGUACAAUGUCGCACGAGAGUGUAGGCGACUUCAUACCUGCAAGUCCUCCGAAUGAGGAUAGCUACCGCCACACACGCGAGCACGUAGCCGGCUACCUAGAGAAGGGAACAGAACUACAGGCGCAUCCGCCAUACUUCGUCCCCGACAAGAGACACGAGCCGCUCGCAGAAUCCCGUCAAGCUAAAUUGAACACCCCUUUGCUUCAGAUGUCGGCGGUCAAUGCAGUAGACAGGCCGGCUGAUUCAGAGCAACACGAAACCUCGACGCCAAACAGGUUUGAUGGUGUAUCGGCGUCAAGGUGGGAUCCCUCGCAAUCGUCCGGCUCAGUUAAUGCCCAUGACACAACCAAGCUUAGUGUUCCCAUAAGUGAUGGAGAACCGGCUCCGUAUCUGGAUGAAGAAACCUGGCGAGCUGAGCCGCCUCAGUCCUUUUCUUUGUUCAAUGAAAAGUUCCUGCCCCAGGAUAGAACAGCUACGGCUAUCUCCUUCAAAGAUGACGUAGGAGGAGACAGCCGGAACGUAGGCCCGCGCGGGCAAGCUACCGGGCCAGACUCAAAAAAUUCAAACACAGGUGAAAACGAAGAGCAUUCUCCACAAGGGAACCCGGGUGGGAAGAAACCCGAGGGCAUCUACAGUCGCGCCAGCCCAGAAAGGGAAGGCGCAAGGAGUGCAACUGUGCAAGAGAAUGCGGCUUCGAGCCGCCUGACGGCAAGGAAAAGUAGCACCUUACAAGCGUUUUUUCUGCAAGAUGGAUUUUCUCCCCUGCUCCUCCUCGGAAGAGACCUGCUAACGUUUGGCGGUCUGCUGACGACGGCGCCUCCUCGUACAAACUGA
This is a messenger RNA of Besnoitia besnoiti, 2970 nucleotides long. RefSeq names its product subtilisin SUB3. Gene Ontology annotation, molecular function: serine-type endopeptidase activity. The record is from RefSeq and is a predicted model, not a curated record. Gene Ontology annotation, biological process: proteolysis. The coding region runs from base 1 to 2970 and encodes 989 amino acids. NCBI's taxonomy places the organism in Eukaryota, Apicomplexa, Conoidasida, Eucoccidiorida, Sarcocystidae. The transcript has 6 exons.